Molecule: messenger RNA, 861 nt
Organism: Pecten maximus
Lineage: Eukaryota; Metazoa; Mollusca; Bivalvia; Pectinida; Pectinidae
Exons: 1
Coding region: 1-861 (286 amino acids)
Biological process (GO): DNA recombination; DNA integration
Molecular function (GO): DNA binding
Source: RefSeq, a predicted model, not a curated record
AUGGCUUGUGUGAACUACAGUGACAUGUCUGUCACAGAGGAUAUGUUGAUCUAUUUUGUGGCCCACUGCCACAAUAGCAACCUCUCUUACGCAACCAUCAAGCUAUACCUAUGUGGAAUUAGAUUUAUGUGCUUACAGAAAGACAUACCUUACCCUAGUAAUGCUAAUCUAGCCUGUAUGCAGGCCGUCCUUGGAGGGGUGAAACGUGGGCGCGUGAAAACAGUUAAACCAAGAUAUCCAAUUACAUUUAACAUUCUAAGAAAUAUAUGUGGUUAUUUGCGUAAGAACUCGAACUCCUUUUGUGACCUCAUGUUAGAAACUGCUUGUACAAUAGCCUUUUGGGGGUUUUUGAGAUGUGGCGAGUUUACGGUGAAAUCCAAUUUUGACUCUAACGACAAUCUUUGUGUAGAGGACAUGACAAUCGCUAACGACUAUGUACUUCUAUAUCUGAAAAAGUCGAAAACGGAUCCUUUCAGAGAAGGAAUCAUGUUGAAGCUCUUUAAAACGAACAAAUUUGUAUGCCCACAUUGUGUAUGUAGCAAGUAUAUGGAAAGUCGCCAACGGCAGACGCCCUCCCCAAAAGACCCAUUAUUUGUGACAGUCGACGGACAACCCUUGACUAGAAAAGUUUUCAUUACUAAACUGCGGCAUGUACUGGAAUGCUUAAAUAUAAACUCUGACUUGUACAAUGGGCACUCCUUCCGAAUAGGAGCGGCCACAUCUGCAGCAGCAGUGCAUAUCGAGGACCAUCUUAUCAAAGUGCUGGGUAGGUGGUCCUCUGACGCAUAUUGCAGGUACAUACGAACACCACAAUCCACGAUCAGGGACGCUCAAAUUGCACUAACUGCUACGUAUCCAUAG